Clonostachys rhizophaga is the source of this 1617-nucleotide messenger RNA. Lineage: Eukaryota; Fungi; Ascomycota; Sordariomycetes; Hypocreales; Bionectriaceae. The record is from the annotation of a GenBank genome assembly.
AUGCAAGCAAUAUCUUCCCCAACCAUCGCGGUAAAUGGCUGCCUAAUCAUAGGUGCUCGGUUCUCACCGGCCGCCUCAGCCGCCUGCCCUAGGCCAGUGGAAGCGUUCUACAAUAUCCCCUAUGCCUCCACAGAUCGCUUCUCCAAGGCUCGCCCACUGCCACUGGGAUCUCAGACAUCGGGCACGAGACUGGAUGCUUCACGGAUCAAGUAUGCCGGCCCAAAUCCCAACUGCACAACUUCCACGCUGCGGCUCCAUAUCACACGCCCGUCCACGGCGUCGCAGCAGCCGCUCCCAGUCGUCAUCUACUUCCACGGCGGAGCCUUCAAUUUCGGCGACCCCUUGGAAACUGACUCAGUCUCGUUCGUCGCCCAUGCCCAGAAGGACAUCAUCGUCGUAGCCGUGCACUACAGGCUCGGCGUGCUGGGGUUCCUGGCCGGCGAGGGGGAGGCCAACUUGGGGCUCAAGGACCAGAGACUGGCUGUGGAAUGGGUGCAUUCAUGGAUCCCAGUCUUUGGCGGCGAUCCAGCCCUCAUCACCUUACGAGGCGUGAGCGCAGGAGCACACUCGAUCGGUCAUCACAUGCUGAACCCGUCUCCCCUGCCCUUCCACAAAGCCAUACUUGAAUCCGGGUCGCCUACAGCUCGCUCCGUGCUCUCUGCCUCCCAUCCUCGCACCGUUGCCAACCUUGACAGUGUCCGCUCCAGCAUGCUCCCAGUCGUAACCCCUCCCAGGACUGUCAAGGUCAACUUCCUGCUCAACGCCGGCCUCGACGUCUUCUCCAAGCACACAGACUCUCUCACCUGGCCUUUCCAACCGGUCGUCGAAGGGCCUGGGGGCAUCAUACCGGACCUGCCCCUCAACCUCUGGCAACAAAAGACUUCUUCUGAUCAGUCCACGACCUCCGGGGGUGGAACCAGCCCGCUCCCAGCAGCCGUCAUAACCGGCUUCUGCACCAGCGAAGGCAUCGACUUCAUACCAGAAACCUGCAGCGACUUCCGCUCCUUCUUCACCAAGCUCAUCCCGUCCUUGACUCCUGCUGAUCUCGAGGCCCUCGAGGCACUCUACCCUCCCAGCGACCAGGCAGACCGCGCAGACCUCGUCCGCCGCCUGGGCGUGGCGUACGGCGACUACGCCUACAUCUGCCCCAUCAUCCACACGGCCCACAUGGCAUCCAAGCUCGGCGGCACGGUCUACCUCUACGAGUUCGCCGCUCUCGUCUCCGAGGCCCAUCGCGCGGCGUCGCACGCGAGCCACUCGGACUUCGUCGCCCGCUCGACGCUGGGCGCCGAGCUUCCGGGGCUGGAGGCCGUGAGCGCGGAGAUGCACUCCCGCUGGACGGAGUUCGCGGCGUCCCCCACCGGCGUGUUCGCUGAGGACAGAUGGCCCCCGUUCGUGACGCCGUUUGGUGAAGACGACGACGGCGACGAGGCCAAGGGGAGGCUGCUCGUGUUUGGUCAGGGCAACGACGAAGUAUCAGGAGGCGGGAACGCAGGCGUGCCGGUGCAGACGAGGACGCUGACGAAAAGGGAGAAGGAGGUCUGCAAAUUCUGGUGGGACAGGAUGGAAUUGAGUCAGGGCGACGGGAAUGCGGGAGUCGUGAGUGAGGCGUAUUAA